This is a messenger RNA of Somion occarium, 797 nucleotides long. Lineage: Eukaryota; Fungi; Basidiomycota; Agaricomycetes; Polyporales; Cerrenaceae. The record is from the annotation of a GenBank genome assembly.
AACCAGCACAUGGAGACAAAAUGACCGAUGUUCCUCAGACAGAUGUUUCCAGAAGAGUAGCUCUACCGACUGCGAGUCUGCUCUCCCGGAGUAGUCAACCGACCAUCGACCAAAGCUCUGACCAAUAUCUGGAUUCCAUCGAGGAGGAAUGGAACAAAAAGGUUGAUGUCGAGGUGGAUACUCUGGUGGACGGAAUGGUUGACCUCGUUAGUUUGGCUUCUAUCGGUGACAAGGACAAGUUUCGUGUUGCUCAGGAGGCGUUUCAGGCGGAAUGUAGAGCAGAAUCAAUGAUUCGAGCAGCGAAUUCGUUGCUCUCUAUCACACACUCAAUGAAACUCCUACUCCUAUUGUCGGAUGAGUCUCAAAUUGCUAACCGACGCGACAUGGAACAGAGGAGCUUACAAGCUGAGAAGGAGGAGUCCAAAAAGAAGAUAGCGGAUCUUCUUGACGAACUCCUUAACAUGCGUAACCCACCGAACGGAGCUCCUCCGAGUCAGGACGUCGAGAUGGGUUCAUGAUCGUGACUCGAAAUGAUCCCACUCUCCGGCGUGAACGACUUGACUCGCUGAGCUCUUGCUCAACUUCUGGUGUUGACUAUCGACACAACGCGUUCAAGCGACAGGUUCAAUUCCGCCCACUGCGGCUCUUCGUUCUCCUCACGAGCUUUUUCAGAGGCAAAGAGCAGGACUUCAUUAGGUGCAUACCGUGGUUAGCUUUCCACGUUGUAGCUCCGCAUUCCGAUGUGGUAUUCUUGCUCUCGAUGAUGUCUUGCAUUGGAAUGCAACGCCAUUUUUAUG